This is a messenger RNA of Moneuplotes crassus, 2361 nucleotides long. The record is from the annotation of a GenBank genome assembly. Lineage: Eukaryota; Ciliophora; Spirotrichea; Euplotida; Euplotidae.
UGGGGUGUUUAGAUGGGGCGAAGGGAGGUAGAGGGGGUUUUGAGAGGGUGGAGAGAGAGUUUAGGAGUUGAUGGGUUGUUUUGGGGCUUAUAGGCGUUUUUAGUGAGCAAAAUCUGGGGUUUUAGGUUUUGUAGAGCCUUCUAGAAGUUCGAUUUGGGCUGUGAUAAUUAUAUCUGUUAUAGUUCUUGAUCUGAAGCUGACUGGCUUCAAUGAUCAGCAACAAGGUUAGAGAAGCAUUAAAAAUUACUCCAAAAUUGUUUUCUUGAGCGCUAUUAAUAUAAAUUUGCUGAAAUAUUUUAAGGAUGAUUUUAUUAAUCAUAACCAAUUUUUCAAAAUAAAUACUUUCUCUACCCCCUACAGAAAAAUUUUCUUCAAUUAAGAAUCAAUAAAUAGGAUAAGGUCUCAAUGAAAUAAGGAAUAGGCUAGAGAGAGAUCUGGAAGGUGAUUACAGUCCAAAAAUAUUAAUUAUUUCCAUAAUGGUAGAUGCUUUUAAUGACUUCUUCCUAAGACUGGAAAUAGUUCUGACUUGCUAUAAGCAUACCAGCGCUCUUGAGAGAGCAAGGAAUUAUAUUCUUGUUAUUAAUAAAGACUAUUCACACUUUUUCCUCAUAAUCUGUUCCAAUAAACUUUAAAGAUACAUAAAGGUAUUAAAGUCUUUGAUGAUUUAAGCCUGGUCGAUAAAGCCAGUUGAUUAAAAUCGAGGGCCAAAUGUCUUCCCUUCUACUCUCUAUCGCUCUUACAAAUCUUCAAGUAAAUCCUGAGACUUUUGCUGUGACUAUGAGCUUUGCCAAAAUUCUCUGUCUUCAAAGUUUCAGGAAGGUAAUAUUUUCUUAGAUGUAAUCCGGAAAAUUUUCAGAGUGCAGCAUUUAUGAGUUAGAGGAGAUUAUAUAAGUUUGUUAGCCUAAAAUAAAGCCUAAUUAAUUAAGAAGAUCUAUUCCUUGCGUUCUAAUAGCAACUCAUUACUAUAAUUUGAAAGCUUAGGCUAUCAUAUCAAAAGAAGUCGUGCCCAAAAUAUCGAACAUUUUCUGAUUAAUUAACAAUUUUCAAAAUGGUAGGUUAAAAGCAAGAAAAGUUAUUGCCUUCCAAUAAGCAUGAAAUAAAUUUAGUGCAUAUCGUAUAUAAUUUAAGGCUUAUACCUCCUGUUGAUACACGAGAAAUAACCUUAUGUUAAUAUUAAGGAAGGUUACAGUAAGUCGAAAUGGAGAAAUUCUUCAUGAAUCGUAGUACGACAACUGUUAGCUUUAUUAGUUAGAGGCUGAAAUUUGAAGUUGUACCAAAGUAAAUGUGUCUCGAGGAUAAUUGAGCAAUUAAAGCAGACAGACGGGCUGUAGUAUUUGCUCUGUUAUAUAUUAGGUUAUUGACUAAUAUGUACUUUUCUAUUUAUGCUAGCUCGUUCGAACACAAGAAACUUUCUAAAAUAUAUAAAUAAUCCCAAAAUUAUCAAAGAACUUAAGAAAUUUGUCCCAAAAGGUACUCUCUCCUGGGAUGCUAAAUGGAGCUAGUAAUAUAAUUAGAAGAUUAAAUUAUUUAAGAAUUCAAAAAGACAAAUUCAUAAAAUUAAUUUUAAAGAUGAACCUCAACAUUCCAUUGAAUUUUAGAAAUCAAGGUUGCUUACCCAUUUGAGAUUAUACAAGCAUGGUCAUGCAACUGGAAAAGAUGUACUGCUUAUGCCCAUCAUCGAAAGAAAGCUUACCACAUCUGGACAGCUUUUGUACUAAUAUUACUCAUCUUUUGAGCUUGACAGAAGAUGUUGUAAGCUCACACUCCGAAAAAAGUCCUAAAGAGAAUUCUGAGGCAAAUAAGCAAUUUAAGACUCAGCCAUCAGAGAAGCAAACUGAGAGUGAAAAUAUCCAAAGUCAAGUAAAUUUUCAAAAAUGCCAAGCCCAACAGGAAGAAGCAAAAGAUAAUCAAAUAGAUAAGAGAGUAAUUUCAGCUAGAAGAAGACGCUCGUCAAGAUUUAAUAUCAGGGCUAGACUUGUGAGAAUGAGAAACCGUAUCCUUAAGGAUCCUACUUGUCAAUUCGAGGCUUCUUCUAAGAAGCUAAGAGGAACUGAUGAUGCGAGUCUAGGAAGAAGAUCUAGAUACAUUGGAAUUUCAAGAAACAACUCCAGCUGGCAGGCUCUUAUCAAUGUGAGAAACGUCAAGAAGUACAUUGGAACUUUUGACGAUGAAAUAGAGGCAGCAAAGACCUAUGACAUAUUCGCAGUAGCUAUGAGAAGAGAGAAAGCCCUUCUAAAUUUCAGCUACACUGCUCAAGAGAUGUUAUCAGCCAUAAACCACUUUCUCGAACACGGAACUAUCAACACUCCCUCCUAAAUUACCAUUCUAACAAUCUUCCACUUAUCCCUCCCUACCCAUCCC